This is a messenger RNA of Marchantia polymorpha subsp. ruderalis, 1721 nucleotides long. The record is from the annotation of a GenBank genome assembly. NCBI's taxonomy places the organism in Eukaryota, Viridiplantae, Streptophyta, Marchantiopsida, Marchantiales, Marchantiaceae.
ACGAGAUUUCUUCCUGCGCAGCACGUCCGCGGCACGAUGCCAAUUCGUGCGCUACAAUUUCAAGCUUCCCACGCGCCCCGCGGCCACCGCUCCCUCAGCUCACGAGAAAUGUGUCGUGCGUUGUGCCCAGACAGCAACAAACGAGCGAAAGACAAUUCUGUGACCCCGUUCAACCCCGUUGCUUCGUCGGAGGCGCAGAUGCUGAUGCGAUCUCGGACAGGAGUUUGGAGCUCACCUUGGAACUUUGGAUCCGUUUUCGAUGGACGACUUGAGGAAGUGAGGAUGUGGGGCGACUUUCAGAGUUUGGGUGGAAUUUUUGGAGCCGGAAGACGAGGUUCGUUUGUUUUUUCCCCCACGGAGUAAGCGCUAGCUCCGUUCCAUGAUGGGAUGAGGUCUGAAUUUUCAUAUCAGGUGAUGGAGGAUCUCAAGAUAGUGAGAGGCUUCAGCAUCCUGAAGAUACGCAUCCGGAGAUCUCAGCACUGGAGCAUGUGGAUAUGGUGCUUUUUACCGAGGUAGUGGCAUCGAUUCAAGCUCGGAUCGAGGCAUGUACUGAGAUCAUGGGAGACCGUGCACAUCCUGAGCCGGGCACGUCGCACGUAUCUGUUGCUUUUGUAUCUUCAAUCGCAAAGAGUUCGGGCCAUGAGGCUGUCCUAGAGCUUUUUUCCCCCAAGUUCUGAUGACAGAUCACAUGUUUCAGGGUAUCUCGCUGCGUGAGAUACCUGAUCCUUGACUCCUGUUAGAGAGGUGUCUCUUCCAGUUUGCGCGGUGUGUCUCGUGAUAGGAUCGUCAACAGGUCCGGGGUCGCUGGCUCAGAACAUUCAAUCGAACUCAAGGAUUAACAGGAUCAUCCAAUAUUACCCUGCAGUCACAGAACACGCAAUUUUGAAGUUCUCAAGACAAGUUGCUCCGUUUGUCCAACAGAAGGGUAGACAUUGUACAUUGGUGGUAAGGUGUCUUGCAAAUUUGAUUGCAAACUGCAGGAGUGGCAAAGGGAGGCCAGAGAAUGUCGUGGCUUCAGGAACGUGCAUUUUUUAAAUGCAUAGUUUUGCUUGUGCUGUUCUUUGCGAUAUGCACAAACGCUGAGACAGCAGGAUUUCUGGAGGAAACUUCAAGCUCUUCACAGGCACCAAGACUUGCUUCCAGCGAGCUUGAGUCAAGUUGCGAGAUGAGGCCUUUGCAAGAUAGCAUUUGCUGCUUGGAUGCGACCUUUGGUGAGAACUUGGAAGCACACGAUCUUCUCAAUAACCUGCUGCAGAAUGUCUCUGGUCCAAAUUACGAGGUCUUUGGAGUCCCCCAGUAUCUUUAUAAUUCCACCAAGAGUCUGCAGGUUGGCAGCAAAUUCAUUUGCGACGUACCGCUUGGAGCAGAGGGAGUUCCAGGCGUUGGAUGUCAGAAAUGUCUGCAACAUAUUGUGGACGAGAUUGCAGGGGGCAUGCUAUCUCAGAAUGGACGUUGCCGAAAUGCCUUGGCUAUGAGGUUUGGAUACAUUUAUGAGCCAGACACUCCAUGGGGAGAAGACACCACCUGGUGCCAUCUUGAUUACUGGCUAAAAGCCAGUACUCCCGCUUCUAAGGUCACUUACUCUUCACUAAGUUUAAAAAUUACACUUACUUGGAGGUGGAACCCACUUCUGGAAUUUGGUAGGUCGGUUCUAUAUAAAUUGUUCCCUGAUCUUUUAUGAAGCUGUAAAUAAAUACACAUUGUUUCCGUUUCGUGUGGCC